Messenger RNA from Aedes aegypti (yellow fever mosquito), 2865 nucleotides. Its product is annotated as SCY1-like protein 2. Bases 127 to 2391 code for a protein of 754 amino acids. Gene Ontology annotation, molecular function: protein kinase activity; ATP binding. The record is from RefSeq and is a predicted model, not a curated record. Gene Ontology annotation, biological process: protein phosphorylation. NCBI's taxonomy places the organism in Eukaryota, Metazoa, Arthropoda, Insecta, Diptera, Culicidae. The transcript has 6 exons.
CAAUGUCAUUCUGUUUUCAAUGAUUAAUCGUGUUGUUUUUUUGCGAGCUGCAGGGCAGUGCAUAGAAAAUUGUUUUAGUUUUAUAUUGUAAUAUACAAAGGUUUAUAAUUUAAGUAAUAUUCACUUAUGGAGGUGUUCAAUAAACUGUACACUUCGGUGACGCAAACCGUUUCCCAAUUGUCGUCGGUUCUGCCGGGAAAUCCCGUCACAAGAGAAUACGACAUCACUGGUCAUAUUGCUAGUGCUGGAAGAGGUUGCAUGUGGAAGAUCUACUCUGGCACCAAGAAAUCCACCGGACAAGAAGCAUCAAUCUUCCUGCUGGAGAAAAGACAGUUUGACCGAUAUUCCAAGGAAGACCGAGAGGAGAUAUUCGAAAUAGCCCGAAGGGGAGUGACACAGAUUACGAAAAUCCGCCACCCGCAGGUGCUCACGGUGCAGCAUCCCCUGGAGGAGAGUCGAGAAAGCUUUGCAUUUGCCACGGAGCCGGUGUAUGCGAGUUUGGCCAAUGUCCUCGGCGACACAACCAACAUUCCCUCGCAGGUCAUCUCCGAACUCGGAAACUACAGCCUGUACGAAACGGAAAUCAAGUACGGCCUGUUGCAGCUUAUCGAAGGGAUUCAAUUUAUCCACAAUGAAACCAAGCUGGUCCACCGGAACAUCAGUCCUCACAGUGUUGUGCUGAAUUCACACGGGAUAUGGAAAAUAUUUGGCUUCGACUACUGUGUAAGCAGCGAAAAUGCCAACCGUUACGAUUAUAAUCCCAACCAGAACAUUUUGGCCAUACCUAGCUUGGAGUACACCGCUCCGGAAUGUGCCCUGGAGAAUGGGUACUCGUCACGGGCCGACUAUUAUGCACUAGGAGUGCUCAUAGGUGCAAUAUAUGCGAAGAAGUGCAAUCCGUUCAAGACGUUCGGCCGGGACUACACUGCAUUUAAGAAAAACGCCCAAGAGCUGCGUGCCGGAAAGUGUCCAAAUCUGAUAAACGUUCCACAGGCCGUUCGAAGUCAUGUGGAAAAACUGUUGACUGCCAGCCCCGAGAGGAGACCAGAUUUGGUACAACUCAGCAAGGUUCCCUAUUUCGACGACAUUGGGGUGAAAAGUCUCAGUUAUUUGGACACUCUGUUCCAAAGGGACAAUCAGGAUAAAGCCAAGUUCUACAAGGGUUUGUCACAGAUUAUUAAAAUGCUACCAGCUCGCAUCAACCUGCAUCGAAUACUUCAGUGUCUGGUGAAAGAAUUUGUGCAUCCUACCAUGAUACCGUUCGUUUUGCCCAAUGUCCUAUUGAUAGCCGAGAGCUGCAGCAAGGCAGAGUAUGAGAAACACAUCUUUCCUCACAUCAAAUCCAUCAUGAGCCUUCAAGAUCCGGUUCAAAUACUGCUUAUCUUCAUGCAAAACAUGGAACUGCUUUUGAAACUAACGUCUACCAACGAUGUGAAGCUCUACGUGCUCCCAAUGGUGUACAAAGCGCUUGAAUCAAACUCCACCCAGGUGCAGGAGCUUUGCUUGGCCGUGCUCCCGUCAUUUGCAAAUUUAAUAGAUUACCCAUCCAUGAAAAACUCGCUUCUGCCACGUAUCAAACAUCUUUGCGCGAAGAGCGCCGUAUCUUCGGUUCGUGUGAAUUGUCUCUUAUGCGUGGGACAACUGCUUCCUCAACUGGACAAAUGGCUGGUCUUGGACGAUAUACUGAUGUUCCUUCCUACUGUUACACCACGCGAACCGGCAGUCAUUAUGGCAAUCAUCGGUAUCUACAAAGUUGCGGCAAAUAAUGAAAUGCUCGGAAUCCCAAAGGAAUUUGCCGCCAAUAAAGUACUUCCCUUCCUGUGGCCGUUAUCAAUUGAAAACGGCCUAACGUUACAACAGUAUCACGUUAUUACGGCGUUCAUAAGCGAGUUGUCGCAAAAAGUUCAAUCAGAGCAUACCAGAAAGCUGGAACAAUUGAACACGGGUGCUACCGACAGUAAUCCAUUGCAGUACGACAUUUUGGCCCCAUCAAAGACCGAUAAUGGAAACUCUGAUGACCAGCAAAUUGGAAUAGCGACCAAGGACUUUGUCGAUAAAGCGAAAAUUGAAAAGCCAGCGACAUCCCGACCGUUAACUCUUGGCGAAAUGAAACCUAUGGAGAACAGCGUCCCCAAAUUAAGCGCUCCGAUGAACUCCACAUUUUCGCUAUCCACGCAGCCGACCUCGUUUGUGCCGCCCCAAUCGUCUUUCCAGCCCAUACCGAUGUGGCAGCAGCCACAACGACCUGCGGUUCCACAGUACAAUCCCGUCGGGGCCAACUACAAUGGCAAUCCCCCUAUGGACCAGUUUCAAGCUCUUCUGCCGUCUACGACUAGCAGUAACCUUCUGAAUAACCAUAGUCAACUAAAACUCCACUGCUCCAGCCUAUGAACAGUUUACGAAGCAGCACCACUGUCGCUAGUCAAGGCAGUAACAUAUUGACGAAAGAAGAUAUUUUAGAAUUUUUAAAGUAAUUGACAGAUAAUUGGUGUAGUUUCAUCACAGAAAAAAAAAAUAUUUAAACCGUGGAGAGUAUCUGUACUUAGUGUCAUGUUAGCUUUUCGUAACAAGGAUCUUAGUAUUUGAAGAUCGUGUGUCAGCUGUAUGAUUUUUAGCAGCUUCAUUUGAUAAAUUGUGAGGAUUGUUCUCAAUUCCAAAUAUACAUGAACGUUUCUUUGCAAUCAUGGCAUAUAACAAGGCAUUUUUUCAAAACUAUCUUCUAGUACUGAAUAUCUACAUUCCUGGAAAGCUAACACUAUGAAACUUGUUAUUAGAAAAUGGUUUCUAUUGUUAAUCAUAUAUAACUUAUUCGUCACUGUAUUGUAUAACACAUGUCCAAUAAAGUAUACUGUGCAUUAAAAAUUA